CGUCGCGCGGCCCCGCCCCCGUGACGCCACUUCCUGCGGGGACGCGGAGGCGGCGGUGCCGGUGCCGCGGCCCCUUUAAGGCCGGGCGCGCCAUGGUGCUGCUGCCGGGCGGCGCGGCGGGGCGCGGCCCCGCGGAGCCCCUCCCGAGGAUCGAGGACUGCCUGCCCCCGCUGGAGAGCUCCCCCUCCAAGCGGUUCUCCCCCUCCAAGCGCAAGCAGUACUACAUCAACAAGGCCAUCCGCAACUCGGACCUCAUCCCCAAGGCCAAGGGCCGCAAGAGCCUGCAGAGGCUGGAGAACACUCGGUACCUGAUGACGCUUCUGGAGCGAGACGAGUGCGGGAGCGACGAGGCAGAGCUCGCCCACGCCGCCACCCCCAGCAUCUUCGCCGAGGCCUGCAACAACGAGACCUACGUGGAGAUCUGGAAUGACUUCAUGAACCGGUCGGGGGAAGAGCAAGAGCGAGUCCUGCUCUACCUGGAGGAGGAGGCCCGGAAGAAGCACGAGAGGAAGCUGCCUGUGAAGAACAAAGAGAAGUGGAAAGGUGCUGGGUGGGAGAGCCUCUCCCUUCCCUCCCUUGCAUGCGCUUUGGGAAGGGUGCUCUUCCCCGAGGGCCGCAUCCCGCUCCCUGCAGCGGUCACGGUGCUGCGCUCGCCCCUCGGGUGCUGCUGGGAGGGGUCCGGCCCUGCAGACCCCACUGUGGACUGGGGGGAGCUCAUGGCGGGCUGGCAGUGGCUGUGGUGGCCGGCUGGGUCCUGGGGGGUGUCGGGCACCUCCGCGGGGCCGCAGACCCCAUCCGAGCCCCUUCUGUCUUCCCUCCGCGGCCGCAGAGCACCCUGCCUACACGCCCAAGGAGUGCUUCCAGCGCAUCAGCCGCCGCCUGCGCUCCACCCUGAAGCGGGGCAGGAUCCCCAUGGGGACGCUGGAGGGCCUGGAGGAGGAGCUGCUGGCAUUCUUCUCAGUCACCCCACACUCCGUCUACACGGCGCUGAUGGACAACAGCUUCGAGCGACUCCUGCUCCACGCACUCUGCCAGUACAUGGACCUCGUGUCUGCCAGUUCGGACAUCGAAGGCAAGCGCCAGAUGAAAGUGAGCAACAAGCACCGCGUCUUCCUGCCCCCCCAGCUCCUGCUCUCAGACUACCUGGGCCAGAUGAGCUGAUGGCGGGGGCCGGCCUGCCCCCUGCCCGGCGCCGAAGCCUUCGCUCUCCUGCCCCCGGCCCCCGCUCCGUGUGCCCGCCGCGGGGCCGUGCUCCCGGGCCGUGUCCGCGCCUGUAUUUAUAACCGGGUGUUUUCACUGUGGUGGCCGGGCCGGCCCUGCCGCUGCCGCCGGUGCUCGGUUUGGGCCCGGCCGCUCCGUGCGGAGCCCGGCCUGCGCGCGGGGCCGGCGGCGCUGGAGCUGGCGCCACAGCCUGCGCAGGGCAGCGGGGCUGUUUUUAAUUGUAAUACAGUGUGGUUUUAUGUGUGUA
Messenger RNA from Cygnus olor (mute swan), 1468 nucleotides. It is a transcript of the gene R3HDM4, whose product is annotated as R3H domain containing 4. Gene Ontology annotation, molecular function: nucleic acid binding. The transcript has 7 exons. The record is from RefSeq and is a predicted model, not a curated record. The coding region runs from base 93 to 1283 and encodes 396 amino acids. NCBI's taxonomy places the organism in Eukaryota, Metazoa, Chordata, Aves, Anseriformes, Anatidae.